Molecule: messenger RNA, 7531 nt
Organism: Aspergillus candidus
Lineage: Eukaryota; Fungi; Ascomycota; Eurotiomycetes; Eurotiales; Aspergillaceae
Gene: tor
Product: putative TOR pathway phosphatidylinositol 3-kinase TorA
Exons: 4
Coding region: 137-7291 (2384 amino acids)
Biological process (GO): negative regulation of macroautophagy; protein phosphorylation; TOR signaling
Cellular component (GO): TORC2 complex; nucleus; TORC1 complex
Molecular function (GO): protein binding; protein-containing complex binding; protein serine/threonine kinase activity
Source: RefSeq, a predicted model, not a curated record
CUCAAGCUCACGCCCGCUUCCUCAUCCCCCUCCGCACACUCUCUUGGAAACCUUUCCGUUCCAUGUUCCCUCGGUGCUAUAGUGCAUGCCCUAGAGGUUGACACCAAAUGUCCACCCUGGGGUGUGAAUCGCAAUUAUGGCGCAAACAGGCCCCCUGACCGAUUUCACCCAAAGGCUCUUCCAAGACCUGAAGUCCAAGAACGAGGAGACCCGGGUGAGAGGUGCUUACGAGCUUUACGACAAUGUUCUCGCUGUAUCGCGAGAUUUACCUCCGGAGAAGUUCACUGAAUUCUAUAAUGCCGUCAGCCAACGGAUCGCGCAGCUCGUCGUCACCGGAACCGACGCCAACGAAAGAAUCGGUGGUUUAUUAGCGCUGGAUCGCCUGAUCGAUUUUGAUGGAGUUGAUGCCGCUCAGAAGACGACUCGGUUCGCCAGCUACCUCCGCAGCGCCCUCCGCAGCCCCGACUAUGUCGUCUUGAUUUACGCCGCCCGGUGCCUUGGCCAUCUGGCGAAGCCGGGCGGCGCUCUCACGGCGGAGCUGGUCGAAAGCGAGAUCCAAUCAGCGCUGGAAUGGCUGCAGUCCGAACGUCAGGAAAACAGACGGUUCGGCGCCGUGCUCGUGGUCCGAGAGCUCGCCAAAGGCUCCCCAACCCUUCUGUACGGCUUUGUUCCGCAAAUCUUCGAGCUCAUCUGGGUCGCUCUUCGCGAUCCGAAGGUCAUCAUACGGGAAACCGCCGCGGAAGCCGUUAGCGAAUGCUUUGAGAUCAUCGCCGCGAGAGAUAACCAGGUCCGACAGUCGUGGUUUGCAAAGGUGCACGAUGAGGCCAUGAAUGGUCUCAAGUCCACCAAUGUGGACUGGAUUCAUGGUUCCCUUCUGGUUCUCAAAGAGCUUCUGCUGAAAGGCGCUAUGUUCAUGAACGAGCAUUAUAGAAACGCCUGCGAAAUCGUCCUUCGCCUCAAGGAUCAUCGCGACCCCAAGAUUCGCACCCAGGUCGUGUUGACGAUACCGAUCCUGGCUUCGUACGCCCCUGCCGACUUUACAGAGAUCUACCUUCAUCGAUUUAUGAUCUACCUACAAGCACAACUCAAGAGGGAUAAGGAGCGGAACUCGGCAUUCAUAGCCAUCGGCAAGAUUGCGGACGCGGUCGGCGGCGCUAUCGCGCAGUACCUCGAUGGGAUUAUCAUUUACAUACGAGAGGGACUGGCCAUGAAAGCACGAAGCCGAGCUACUGUGAACGAAGCACCGAUGUUUGAGUGUAUCAGCAUGCUGUCCCUGGCUGUAGGGCAGACUCUUAGCAAGUACAUGGAGUCAUUACUCGACCCAAUCUUUGCAUGCGGCCUGAGCGAAUCACUCACACAGGCGCUGGUUGAUAUGGCCCAUUAUAUCCCGCCGAUCAAACCUACGAUUCAGGAGAAACUUCUAGACAUGCUCAGUCUCAUCCUUCACGGGACACCUUUCAGGCCCCUAGGGUGUCCCGAGAGUAGGCUUCCCCCAGUUCCCUCGUUCGCCAGGGACUUUGCACCCCAAGAGCUACAAUCCGAUGCCGAAAUCGCGUUAGCCCUGCAUACCCUAGGAAGCUUCGAUUUCUCGGGUCACAUUUUGAACGAGUUCGUGCGCGACGUCGCCAUCAAUUAUGUCGACAGUGACAACCCGGAGAUACGAAAAGCCUCCGCCCUUACUUGCUGCCAGCUGUUUGUGCACGACCCAAUCAUCAACCAGACCAGUAGCCAUUCUAUACAGGUUGUCAGCGAAGUCAUCGACAGACUCUUGACUGUUGGCAUUGGGGAUGCGGAUCCUGACAUUCGCCGUACUGUCUUAUGGUCGUUGGAUCGUAAAUUCGACCGUCAUCUUGCCCGACCGGAGAAUAUCCGCUGCUUGUUCCUUGCUGUUAAUGACGAGGUCUUCUCUGUUCGCGAGGCUGCAAUUUGCAUAAUCGGGCGGCUUUCGAGCGUGAACCCGGCCUAUGUCUUCCCACCUCUACGAAAGUUGCUUGUCAAUCUCCUGACUGGCCUCGGGUUCGCCAACACUGCUCGGCAAAAGGAAGAGAGUGCCCAGCUGAUCACUCUAUUCGUGUCGAAUGCGACCAAGCUCAUUCGCUCAUACGUCGAUCCGAUGGUCAGCACCCUGCUCCCCAAAGCGACCGACGCCAACCCAGGGGUUGCCUCGACUACCUUGAAGGCUGUCGGAGAACUGGCCAAUGUUGGUGGUACUGAGAUGAAAGUUUACCUGCCUCAGCUGAUGCCAAUUAUUUUGGACUCGUUGCAAGACCUGUCGUCCCAUGCUAAGCGGGAAUCGGCCUUGCGCACGCUUGGACAGUUGGCCAGCAACUCCGGAUACGUGAUUGAUCCGUACCUAGAAUACCCCCAUCUUCUUGCCGUCCUUAUCAACAUCAUCAAAACGGAGCAAACCGGGUCUCUUCGCAAAGAGACGAUCAAAUUGCUGGGAAUUCUCGGUGCCCUCGACCCGUACAAGUAUCAACAGAUAAGUGAGACGGCACCUGAUAUUCACCAUAUCAAUGAAGUGCAAACUGUCUCGGAUGUAGCCCUCAUCAUGCAAGGCCUAACGCCGUCGAAUGAGGAGUACUAUCCAACUGUGGUCAUUAAUACGCUGAUGCAGAACAUACUACGCGAAAACUCGUUGGCCCAAUACCAUUCCGCGGUGAUCGAUGCCAUUGUCACAAUAUUCAAAACGCUGGGUCUCAAAUGUGUACCCUUUCUCGGGCAAAUCAUCCCAGGCUUCAUAUCGGUCAUCAGGGGAUCCCCACCCGGCCGUCUUGAAUCCUACUUCAACCAAAUGGCAAUCCUGGUCAACAUUGUGCGCCAGCAUAUCCGUGCCUUCCUUCCCGAGAUAAUUGAAGUCAUCCAAGAUUUCUGGGAUGCAUCUUACCAAGUGCAAGCCACAAUCUUGUCGCUCGUCGAAGCAAUUGCCAAGUCAUUGGAGGGCGAAUUCAAGAAAUACAUGGCUGGCCUGAUUCCCCAGAUGCUUGAUACGCUUGAUAAGGAUCACACGCAACGCCGACAGCCCUCGGAAAGGAUCCUCCACACUUUCUUGGUCUUUGGCUCCAGCGGAGAGGAAUAUAUGCACCUGAUUGUCCCAGCUAUCGUGCGUCUGUUUGAUCGAACUCAGAACCCACCAAGCGUCCGGAAAAUUGCGAUUGAGAGCCUGACGAAACUUUCACGUCAAGUAAAUGUCUCGGACUUUGCGUCUUUGAUGGUUCAUUCUUUGUCUCGUGUUGUUGCAGGUAGUGAUCGCACCCUGCGACAAGCUGCUCUGGACUGUAUCUGUGCUUUGAUCUUCCAGCUCGGCCAAGAUUUCAGCCACUACAUCCAGCUUCUGAGCAAAAUUAUGAAACAGCACCAGAUAAACCAUGCCACCUACCAGAGUCUUGUGGCAAAAUUACAGAAGGGCGACCCGAUUCCACAGGAUCUGAACCCCGAGGAGAGCUACACCGCUCCAUCGGAUGACGCCAAUUAUGCGGAGAUCGGCCAGAAGAAAAUGGUUGUCAACCAGCAACAUCUGAAGAAUGCGUGGGAUGCUUCCCAGAAGUCUACUAGAGAAGACUGGCAGGAGUGGAUCCGACGAUUCAGCGUGGAGCUGCUCAAGGAAUCACCGUCGCCUGCCUUACGGGCUUGUGCCAGUUUGGCUGGUAUCUACCAGCCACUCGCCAGAGAUCUGUUCAAUGCAGCUUUCGUCUCAUGUUGGACGGAGCUAUAUGAUCAGUACCAAGAGGAGCUUGUCCGCUCGAUUGAGAAGGCUUUAACUUCGCCAAACAUCCCUCCAGAAAUCCUUCAGGUUCUUCUCAAUCUUGCAGAGUUCAUGGAACACGAUGACAAGGCUCUGCCGAUCGACAUCCGCACUCUAGGCAAGUAUGCCGCGAAAUGCCAUGCGUUUGCUAAGGCUCUGCAUUAUAAGGAGUUGGAAUUUGAGCAGGAUCAGAACUCUGGCGCAGUGGAGGCUCUGAUCACAAUCAACAACCAGCUUCAACAAUCCGAUGCUGCAAUUGGUAUCCUUCGCAAAGCUCAAGCAUAUCGGGACGUAGAGCUUAAGGAGACGUGGUUUGAGAAGCUACAGCGCUGGGAGGAAGCUCUUGCAGCCUAUAAGCGGCGCGAGAAGGUCGAUCCAGACUCCUUUGGGGUCACAAUGGGCAAAAUGCGAUGUCUGCACGCCCUUGGCGAAUGGAAGGUCCUGUCUGAUCUCGCCCAAGAAAAAUGGAAUCAAGCAUCACUGGAGCAUCGGCGAGCCAUUGCACCUCUGGCUGCAGCUGCUGCCUGGGGUAGAGGCCAGUGGGAGCUGAUGGAUUCUUACCUUGGUGUCAUGAAAGAGCAGUCGCCUGAUCGUUCCUUUUUCGGUGCCAUCCUUGCUAUCUAUAGGAAUCAGUUUGACGAGGCGACAAUGUACAUCGAAAAGGCCAGAAAAGGGCUUGAUACCGAACUGUCCGCGUUGCUUGGAGAAUCAUACAACCGUGCCUACAACGUCGUUGUCCGUGUCCAAAUGCUUGCUGAGUUGGAAGAGAUCAUCACAUACAAGCAGAACAUUGGCGACCCUGAAAAACAGGAUUCGAUGCGCAAAACAUGGAACAAGAGAUUGCUUGGUUGUCAACAAAACGUCGAAGUGUGGCAGCGUAUGCUCAAGGUCCGAGCACUUGUCACAUCACCUCGCGAGAAUCUCGACAUGUGGAUCAAAUUCGCGAACUUGUGCCGAAAGUCCAGUCGAAUGGGUCUUGCCGAGCGGUCGCUGGCGUCUUUGGAAACCGUUGUCUCUGACAGCAACGGCACACGGGCCAUUGCUCCCCCUGAAGUCACAUACGCCCGACUGAAGUUUAGCUGGGCCACCGGACGCCAACCUGAUGCCCUUCAGAUGCUGAAGGAGUUUACCACGAACCUCACGGAAGACUUCGCGCGGUUCAAUACCCUAAUGAUUUCUCAGACCGAACAUGGUGGUAUAAACGGCGUGAAUGGUAUCGCCGAUGCUGGCCAUGUAGAUGUUAUCGGGCUACGUGAGCGCAUCGGAGAUGUGGCCAAGUUCCGGAGGCUGCUUGCGAAGAGCUACCUCCGACAGGGCGAAUGGCAAACUACGCUGCAGCGCGGCGAUUGGAAGCCGGAGCAUGUCCGAGAGGUCCUUAAUGCAUACUCUGCAGCGACCAAGUACAAUCGUGAUUCCUAUAAGGCCUGGCACUCUUGGGCACUUGCCAACUUUGAAGUCGUCACGACAAUCGCUGGCCAGGCCAACCGAGACGGUGCGACAAUGGCAAUGGUCCCUGGCCAUAUUGUGACUGAGCAUGUCAUUCCCGCUAUUCGUGGCUUCCUUCGAUCUAUCGGACUGUCCUCGACGUCAUCUUUGCAAGAUACAUUGAGAUUGCUUACUUUGUGGUUUACGCACGGUGGCGACCAAGAGGUCAAUGCCGUUGUAACGGAAGGAUUCACCGCGGUGAACAUCGACACCUGGCUCGCAGUUACACCCCAGCUCAUUGCACGAAUCAACCAGCCGAAUUUCAGGGUCCGGAGCGCCGUCCAUCGAUUACUCGCGGAAGUUGGUCAAGUCCAUCCCCAGGCUUUGGUGUAUCCCUUGACGGUUGCAAUGAAGUCCAACGUUACCCGGCGCUCGCAAUCUGCCUCUAGUAUCAUGGACAAUAUGCGACAGCAUAGCCCCAAAUUAGUCGAACAAGCCGAUCUUGUCAGUCAUGAGCUGAUCAGGGUUGCCGUUUUGUGGCACGAGCUCUGGCAUGAAGGCCUCGAAGAGGCGUCCCGACUAUACUUUGGUGACCACAACGUGGAAGGGAUGUUUGCAGCACUUGCGCCGCUACACGAAAUGUUAGACAAGGGUGCCGAGACAUUGCGCGAGGUAUCCUUUGCCCAAGCCUUUGGGCGUGAUUUGGCAGAGGCCAAGCAUUACUGCAUGCUCUACCGCGAGACCGAGGAGAUUGGGGAUCUCAAUCAAGCCUGGGAUCUGUAUUACACUGUUUUCCGAAAGAUCAGCCGGCAGCUUCCACAGCUCUCCACUCUGGAUUUGAAAUAUGUCUCGCCUAGACUGAAGGAUUGCGUGGACCUAGCCCUUGCCGUUCCUGGAACUUACCAGACGGGCAGGCCGAUCAUCCGGAUUAUCAGCUUCGAUCCUAUCCUGCAUGUCCUCCAGACCAAGAAGCGCCCCAGGAGAAUGACGCUCAAGGGCAGCGACGGCAAUUCGUACAUGUAUGCUCUAAAGGGACACGAAGAUAUCAGACAGGAUGAGCGAGUGAUGCAGCUGUUUGGCCUUGUCAAUACUCUGCUGGACAACGACGGAGAAAGCUUCAAGCGCCACCUGUCUGUACAACGAUUCCCGGCCAUCCCGCUGUCACAGAGCUCCGGUCUCUUGGGAUGGGUCUCUAACAGCGACACGUUGCAUGCGCUGAUCAAGGAAUACCGAGAGAGUCGCCGUAUCUUGCUGAACAUUGAGCACCGCAUAAUGUUGCAAAUGGCGCCGGACUACGACAAUCUCACGCUUAUGCAAAAGGUGGAAGUGUUUGGGUAUGCUAUGGAUAACACGACCGGGAAGGAUCUAUACCGGGUUUUGUGGCUCAAGAGUAAGAGUUCUGAGUCGUGGCUAGAGCGUCGGACGAAUUACACCCGAUCCCUCGGUGUCAUGUCCAUGGUCGGCUACAUUCUUGGUCUGGGUGAUCGCCACCCGUCGAAUCUUCUGCUCGACCGAAUUACCGGCAGGGUUGUUCACAUUGAUUUCGGUGACUGCUUUGAAGUCGCGAUGCACCGAGAGAAGUACCCGGAGAGGGUGCCCUUCCGGUUGACCCGUAUGUUGACCUUUGCGAUGGAAGUCAGCAAUAUCGAGGGAAGCUACCGGAUCACGUGUGAGGCUGUGAUGCGCGUUCUGAGGGAGAACAAGGAUUCUCUGAUGGCGGUGUUGGAAGCAUUCAUCCACGACCCCUUAAUCAACUGGCGUCUGGGGAUCCGCGAGUCGCCCGACCGCAUGCCCUUCAGCGCCGAGCGCCGACAGUCGGUUGUCUCUAAUGUUAAUACGGAACAAGGCGUGCAACCGAGCAACUUUUCGCGUCAUCGCCGACCCUCCAUCCUGGAAGGUGGUAUCCUGGAUGCCCAGGAAGGUGUCCCCAACGAAGCUCGUGAAGCGCAGAAUGCGCGGGCGUUACAGGUUCUGGCGCGGGUCCGGGAGAAGCUCACUGGACGGGACUUCCGGGCCAGCGAAGAGCUCAAUAUCAGCGACCAGGUUGACAAGCUGCUGGCACAGGCAACGAGUGUUGAGAAUAUAUGUCAACACUGGAUUGGAUGGUGCAGUUUCUGGUGAACUUUUUCUUAUUUUUUCUGUGUUUAUUAUCUCCCAUGGUCUGUUGAUGAUUCCUGGUUUGCUUUCACUACGAUGGCGUACUUUGCGAUAUGAUGGAUUUUGCAUGGCAUGGAAUGUCCUUUGAUUGUUUUUAGUUGUUAUUCUUCUGUAGAAGUACCUACUCUGAUCGAUUCCUGUGUUUACCCUACCAUUUGUUGGAGGGAAGGAUGAACAAUCGAUAGAUUUUUGUUCAUGGUCAAA